GCUUUCGGUACGCUAGCUAGCCAGCUCUGCCUCCCACCGAGUUCCCGCCGCUCUGCGUGGUGACAGGUGUGAUCAGGCGCGGCAGUUUGCUUUCCAACCUCUCACAAGCUCAUAGCGCAAGCACAGCAACACCGCACGACGCGCUGCACUGCUUUGGCUGAAUCAGCCUCUGACACUGUGCUGCUCAACGCGCAGUAAGCAAGCCGAUUACUGUAUCAACCCUCUCAGAGAUGCUGUCGCGAGUCCUCCUCGCGGCCUGCGCGCUGCAGACGGUCAACGCCGGUGUCAUGCCCAAAACCAGAUUCGCCGACAUGCACGACGGCGACGCGAAGGACGUGAGCAUCUCGACGAAGGACGGCAAAUGGUACCUGACGCUCUCGCAGGAAACGCCGCGCUGGCACUUGACCACGGAGCUCGACGCGACGACGUCGACGGCCACCGUCGACUUCUCCAAAAGUGCCAAACCGGACAAGCCCCCGGUGCCCCUCCAGGCGACGGUCCGGAUGGCGUCGGGCGGCCGCGUUUUGAUAGAGUGGACGGACCCGUCGGCGACGCUCAACCCGGACCCCGCGUACCCGCUCAACGUCUGGUUGAGUGUGGGCGCGUGGGACAAGGCGAAGCUUGCUAGCGGACGAGUGACGGCCAAGAGUGUGUAACUGAAAAUCCCUGUGUUUUACUUAGGAACCGCUGGGCUCUAGUAGGAAGAGUCCCGGUCUCCGAAGCGCUUGGGCCUUGGCUGCCACAGAGAGCGCUUUGCAUAGCUUGGGCACCUGCAUAAGGCAGCCCGCGCGUACGGCGAAGAGACUCUUCCAACAAGA
Pelagomonas calceolata is the source of this 818-nucleotide messenger RNA. Lineage: Eukaryota; Pelagophyceae; Pelagomonadales; Pelagomonadaceae. The record is from the annotation of a GenBank genome assembly.